UUGUUUUAUCUUUUAUUGUUUUCAUUGCACGUGAGUUGCCGGUCAAGUACAAAGUAACUGUUUUUGUUUUCUCGUGAAGUGACAAGUGGAAUUGAAAAUUAAUUUUUCGAUUUCAUUAUGAGUAGUAAAGCACAGCCCCCUGAGCUUAAGAGGUACAUGGAUAAAAAACUUCAUAUUAAAUUGAAUGGAGGUCGUCAUGUUGUUGGAGUUCUACGAGGUUUUGAUCCAUUUAUGAAUCUGGUCCUUGAUGAUGCCGUUGAGCAGCAGAAGAAUGGAGAGAACAAUGAAAUUGGAAUGAUUGUGAUCCGGGGGAAUAGCAUUGUAUUGCUAGAAGCAUUAGAUCGAGUGGCCUGAUUUUAAAUCCUUUUUCAUUUGGACAUUGUUUCUCAUGCCAUCAUUUGUUUGUUGCAUUAAUCAAUAAAUUUUUUGAAUGUAA
Molecule: messenger RNA, 436 nt
Organism: Uloborus diversus
Lineage: Eukaryota; Metazoa; Arthropoda; Arachnida; Araneae; Uloboridae
Product: small nuclear ribonucleoprotein G-like
Exons: 4
Coding region: 118-354 (78 amino acids)
Biological process (GO): spliceosomal snRNP assembly; mRNA splicing, via spliceosome
Cellular component (GO): SMN-Sm protein complex; U12-type spliceosomal complex; P granule
Molecular function (GO): RNA binding
Source: RefSeq, a predicted model, not a curated record